Messenger RNA from Myzus persicae (green peach aphid), 2603 nucleotides. Its product is annotated as otopetrin-2-like. Gene Ontology annotation, molecular function: proton channel activity. Gene Ontology annotation, cellular component: membrane. Lineage: Eukaryota; Metazoa; Arthropoda; Insecta; Hemiptera; Aphididae. The transcript is spliced from 11 exons. The coding region runs from base 261 to 2345 and encodes 694 amino acids. Gene Ontology annotation, biological process: proton transmembrane transport. The record is from RefSeq and is a predicted model, not a curated record.
CGUGCGUGUGUGUUAGCGGGCUAUCAUCCCGUCGGCGAAUCGUUUGCACAUCACCGUCUCGUACGUUCGGGCGAAUGCGGUUCCCGCGGUACAGCUUAGGUAAUAUAAUAAUAAUAAUGUGGAACAUUACAGAAGUAACCGAUAUCAAUAUAACUAUGUCGCGAUUAUCAUAAUAAUAAUAUUGUUAGAUAAUCAAUUAUCUAGGUACGAAUCGACAGUCAAUUACCGUUUUUGGUUUUGGUUUUGCUGUUUUUCCAGUCAUGAAGACCGACGAAGAAAACGUUAGUUGGACCAGUGAAGGGUCUAAUAAACCUACUGGUACAGACAUUUCGCCUUCAUUAAUUAGUGCAAAGGUCACGAGUUCUACUCCCCCAAAUGAAUUCACACCAAACAAGGAUGAAACUUUACCAAGGCCAAAUUCUGUACUAUUCGAGAUGCCAACAGUAAAGCAUUUGUCCACACUGAGCACUUCCGUAAAAAAAUUACCUCAUCAAAUGAAAAGGGAAUCGACAAUUGAAGAGCUACAUAAUACCUGGAGAAAAAUGGGAGCGCAAGCUCUUGCUACAACUCUAUCUGCUCUCUACGGUAAACUGUUGGUCGUCAUGGGCAUAGCUUUCCCGAUGUCUGAAGUGAUAUCUACACACAUUCCUCAUUCAUUUUACGAGGGUUAUUACUUAUACCUUUAUUUCGGAAGUAUGGCGUUUCUUUUUUACAUGUACGCUAUGCUCCUCAAAGGCAAGCCCACAAUGACACCAGUCAACAAUAAUUUUAAUAAUUCAGUUAGCGAUUCGUUAUCCGAAGAUGGUUCGGGAAACAGCGACGGUGACUCGGAAUAUUACGAAGACAACGACGACUUCACAAACACCGGUGGCGUUGAAAUGGACUAUUGGACGUCUUACAACCCGAGAACCCGAAGACAAUCGUCUCACCUUGUGUUGCCUUCUACUUUCCAGCAUUACGGAAGUUUCUAUCUGAGAAUGGGCGCUGUGGCUUUCGGCAUAGGUAGUAUGAUUUAUUCCGGGCUUGAAUUUGGUCAAUACUUUGAACUUGAACCCGCGACGAAAUGUCACAAUGUGCUUCUGGUGCUCACCCCGGCAACAAGAAUGGCAUUCAUAUUUAUUCAGAUGUACUUUAUAUUUUUGAAUGACGAGCAACAAAUGAGAGUGACGCGGCACCGAGUUUUGGCAAAGUUUGGACUCAUGCACAUGAUCGGCACUAAUCUGUCAGUAUGGCUCAAUGUACUCGUUCAGGAAACCAAACACGAAAUACUAACUUUUUACAAUCCGGCGGACAAUUCCAUCGGUGUCGACAAACAACCAAAUCAUUUUUCACUGUUCAAAAAGUGGACGACCACGACGACCCAGUCACCGGCUUCGGCCAUGUCGUCGGUGGCCGACCGGCUGCGGCGCAGCAUCAACACGGGACCCCAUCACAUUUACGAGUGCCGCCGGACGAACAUAAUCGGGUCGCUGGUGCAGAACGCCAGCCCGUUCCUGUUUCCGUGCACGAUUGAGUACAGCCUGAUAUGCGCCGCCAUACUGUACGUGAUGUGGAAGAACAUCAGCCGGGUGCAUGCUGACGUGUACCGGCAACGGAAGGCGGAACGGUGUGAAAACCUGGCGCAAAUCACUCACUACCGGAAGUCACCGCACUAUUACUCGGUGGAUUGCGCACAGGCGCACAAAGGCUUGUUCGUCGGCAUACUAUUCUUGGUGCUCACCAUCAUCUCUCUAAUACUGUUCUUCGUGCUUAUUUCCCGCCCGGAGCUCAUCACGUUUGCCGUCAUGGAGGUGAAUGUCUGCGAGCUGUCACUGUACGGUAUGACCACUCUGGCCACCAUUGUCGGCAUGAUGCAGGUCAGGCAGCUAAAGUUCGAUGGACUGCGGAAUCUUGAGCUGGACAACAUACUGCUGGUGGGCGCACAGACGGGCACGUUCAUAUACAGUACAUUCACGAUAAUCAGCGGUCACUUCACAGAGGAGAACAACACGAUUCUGGUGCUGAUCACGGCGUCCGCGUCGCUGGUGCAGACGUUUUGUCAGACGGUGUUCAUACUGGACGCGUCUCGGCGGUCAUGCGUCACUCCCGACCAGAUACGCAAAAAGCCCGGCCGAGAGAUCGUCACGUUCUUGCUGGUCAGCAACCUGGCCAUGUGGGCCAUCAACACGCUGGAGAAGUCCAGGGCUGACUCGCAUCCCAUACAGCUCCAUUUCUAUGGCCUGUGGGCGUGGACCAUAAUCACGCACGUGUCCAUGCCACUGGCCAUAUUCUACAGGUUCCACUCGACCGUGUGCCUGUGUGAGAUCUGGAAACGGUCGUACAAGAUCAAACCGUCAUACAUGUGAAAGAGGUGUGGUCCGCCCCACGUCCUUCACCACCGUGCCACAAAACACUUUAAUAUAUUAUAAUAUAACCGAUAAUAUUAUUAUGAGUUAUUAGAUAUUCGGUGAGAUCGCUUCAGGGGACUGAGUCGUUUUCGAUUCCUGCAGUUCGGUUCCCAAGCUCUUCAAUAUUUCAGUACCGUCAUAAAGUAUUUACCAGUUUCGUUAUAAAAUAGGUAUUCACAGAUCCAUGUAAAUUGUGUACGAUAUGAGUAGGCAGUA